AUGGAUAAACUCGAUAAAAUUAUAGCAUAAUUAGACGAAUUGGAAAUUAGUUAAAAACACAGGGAAGAAUUGCUCAAGCGAAAUCAAGCCACUUUUCUUCUAAAAUUGCCAAAAGUCAUUUUAAUCUAGAGAGUGUGUGGGUUCUUAGAUGACAAUGAUCUAUAUAGAUUUACAGCAACUUGUUCUACUCUCAGAAAGGUAAUGUUCUGUCCUUUGGGAUUCAAAUUGUUAAUGCUUAGUAGAAAUGCUAAUCAUAUGGUUGUUGGACCAAAACAAGAAGAGAUAGAACUUGAGCCUGAAAAGGUUGAGGAUAUAGCAAGUGAGAAUUUAUAAAACAAUAAUAACAUGUUCGAGACAGAGGAGGAUACUCUAGCUGAAUUAGAGGUUUUGAAGGCUGUGCAGGAUUUCUUAUAGAGCAAAUUGUCAGAUUCAUAAGCUAACAUGAAAAAAUUGCAGGAAAUGUUGGAUGAUGCUUAGGCUACUCUCAAAUAUCAAAGGUCAGUUAAUCUCAAAUUGCAAUCCAAGAUUAACAUUUUGCAAAAUCAAUUGUCCACUUCUGAACUUCAGAGAUAGGAUAUCAAAGAGAAUAUGGCCGAGUUGAUUUAAAAAUAUAACAAAUUAAUCAUCUAAAUGGAAGAAGAAAGAGUCAUCCUUUUGGAGGAUAAGGAGAAACUUCUGGGACAUAAGAAAGUCUUGAUUGAAGAAAUCUAUAGAUUGAGAAGAUUGGUAUCUUAGAUGGAAGGAAAUCAAAAUAGUUAUAAAGAAGCCUUGAGAUAAAUGAAAACCUUUAUGGAAUGUGUUGAAGUUAAAUCUAUUUGA
Molecule: messenger RNA, 819 nt
Organism: Paramecium tetraurelia
Lineage: Eukaryota; Ciliophora; Oligohymenophorea; Peniculida; Parameciidae
Exons: 3
Source: RefSeq, a predicted model, not a curated record